CCUUGGGACAUGGACAUCACUCCCAAAAACCAAACAUUAACCGUUUUAAAAUGUCCACUUCAAUGGGGGGGUAGGGACGUCCCAAUGAUCCCAGAUAGCAAGGACCUAUUUUCUAACUACAGAGAGGAGGGGCCGGUGAACAUGGAAUGAAAACCUACUUCGAGUUAAAAGCUGGUUUAAACACCAACGAAAUUACGCAGACCAGGACAAAGGUCUAGAGAAGGUUCACAGCAUUACCGAUCAAGAGGAUUUCCCACUUUGACAAAAAUAAGAAAGAGACUUUAGUUUGUCCUGGCACGGUUUAUGGUAGCCUGUUUAGAAAGGAGAGAUGAGUCUCGGAUCCUGAUUGGAGUUGACAAGCGCGCUCCGCUACUGUAUCCAGCCUUUCAACCCCUCUCUCCGAAACCAGGAAAUCGUCGAGGUGUGCUUAUCUUUAUCCUACUUGUGGAUCGUAGGCUACCCCUUUGCGGGUAGAUACAUGUGUAUCUCGCCGAUAUCGUCGUCUUUUAUUUAAUUGUUUUGCUUUUGAACCGGGCUCAGAUCUGAAGCCGAAAAAACUGCAUCGGAGUGGAUCUCUAUUCUCGCCUAACAAUGAGUGAGUCCAGUAUCUGCCAGGCUCGUGCUACGGUGAUGAUCUACGAUGAUGGGAAUAAGAUGUGGCUCCCGGCAGGAACAGGGCCUCAGACCUUCAGCAGGGUCCAGAUCUACCACAACCCCUCCACUAACGCCUUCAGAGUGGUGGGACGCAAGAUGCAGACAGAUCAGCAGGUGGUGAUUAACUGUCCGAUUGUGAAGGGCCUGAAGUACAAUGAGGCCACGCCCAACUUCCACCAGUGGCGAGACGCGCGGCAGGUGUGGGGGCUCAACUUCGGCAGUAAGGAGGAUGCCGCCCUCUUCGCCAGCGGAAUGGCCCAUGCACUGGAGGUGCUCAACUCCCUGGCAGACGCAGGUUACGCUACCCUCCCCCGCCCAGUGUCAAAUGGACCCUCCCCAGAGGAGCUGGAACAGCAGCGGAGGCUGGAGCAGCAAGAGAGAGAGCGGCAGGAGUGGGAGAGACUGGAGAGAGAGAGACAACAAGCUGCAGCAGUGCCCACUCCUCCAGUCCCACCGUUGGCCCCCCCAGCACCUCCGGGCCCUCCUCCACCCCCAGGACCUCCUCCAUCUGGGCCCCCUCCUCCCCCUGGACCUCCUCCCCCAGGACCCCCGGCCGCAGGAUCAGGACCCCCGCCCGCCCCACCGCUGCCCUCCCCAGGAGGAGAUGGGGGCCUAGGGGGAGGUGCAGGGGGCCUGGCGACAGCCUUAGCCGCAGCCAAGCUCCGCAGAGUGGCCAAGGAUGAUAGUGGUAGUGUUGCUGCUGCUGCUUCUUCUGCUGCAGCACCGGCUGCCAAGCCUGAUCAAAGCCGCACCAGUGGCUCCAUCGGUGGUGGUGGUGGUGGAGGAGGAGGCCUGAUGGGUGAGAUGGCAUCCAUCCUGGCACGGAGGAAAAAAAUGGCAGACGGUGGGGCUAAGCCACCUGCUAAGACAGCAGAUAAUGAUGACUCAGAGUCUCAAGGCCAAAGUGACACUCUUGGAAGAAGACCAUGGGAGAAAUCAGCCACUAUGCCCAGGAAUAACUCCAUCUCCAAGAGCAUGGACUCCACCUCUCCCUUGCCCCAGGGUCCCAGGGUGAAGCAUGCAGGUGGUAGUAAUGAUGCUGGAGGUGGUGAAGAGACAGAUAUGGAGAGGAUUAAACAGGAGAUUCUUGACGAGAUGCGGAAGGAGUUACAAAAAGUCAAGGAAGAGAUAAUCAGAGCCUUUAUUGAGGAGCUACAGAAGAGGGGUUCCACAUAGUUCUGCUAGAGGAACAGGGGGAUGGGAUGGAUGGAGGUUAUGGCCCUGUGUGGACCUCUCCCCUAUCACCCCCUCCAGUGUAGCCCAGGGAAUUUUCUUUCUCUCCUUCACACAUUCUCACAUUCACACACACCUACAUACUUGCACAUGACAUGUACACGUUAACCCAGGGAACCGAUUCACAAAUACAGGACUAGAUCACCUGCUACCACCCCAUCUGUGAUGACACAACCUCUCCUCACUCAUCCCUUCUUGUAUCCGACUCUUCCUUAAUUUCAUGAGAACCACUGUAGAUCACAUAAUCACGGCUGCUGUUGCUCUUACUCCUUGUCAUGUACAAUUGUUUCUCUCCCCCCAUGUAUCUGCCCCAUAGAAAUCCUGCUCCUAUUCACUCUCUUUGUCAGACAGACCAGUGUUUUUACUGGGGUCUUCAGUAUUCAGGGAAGAUCAUAUCAUUAAUUCUUGUUACUGUAAUGGCAGAGUGGUUGGUUGGCUUUUGUACGAAUCCUCUUUAACCUGGCACAGCUUCGACCUCAAACACGGCCUUCAAAUAAAAACAUUUUAUAUGGGCCAAGACGACAUAGGCCUAUCUUGAGAAUGUGUGGUGACGGGAGGAAACUACCAGAUUGUACAGGGACCCCAUGGUGGAGGGCUUUCAUCCACAGCACACACUGCUCCCUUCAGGCCUGGUGCACAAGAGCUUAUACUGCACCACUGCCUUGAAGCAUGGGCUACCGCUCCCAAGUGUACUGCUCUGUCAAUGGCCAAAAAAGAGACCCUACACAAACUUUAGUUCUACAGACUUUGAGGAGAAGUCAGAGGAGACAUGCAAAGGGAAUGUGAUGGAUGACCUCCCGGAGUGCCGUGAGAGAGGAGAGUACUGUGGUUCUGUGCUAUGGAGGGAAUCCAAGUUCUUUCUGCAUUGCACUUGGCCUGGAGAAAGUGUGCAUUUUGUGUACCACUCAGAAUCGCCGAAACACUCUCAUCUUUACCUUCUGCUCAAAAGGAUACACUAAUAAUUUGCCAGUGCAGUGGUCCUAAACUGUACUGUUUAUUUUGUUUGAAAUUUAAGUAUGUUUUCUAACUACAUUGAAAUAUAAAAAUUCGGCCAUGACUAAGUCACUUAAUUGGCCAUGACCAACUGCCUUGGAGAAUAUAUAUAUAAAAAAAAAUUGGGGGGGGGGGGGGUGCUAGCAAAAUUGAAAUGCUGUUUCUAUUUUAAUUGAGGUGAAUGGGACAUUGUUGGAUUGUUUUAUUUUUAAGAGAUGUAAUUGGGUUACUGUUUUUGUUUUGUUUUUCUAAUAGAGUAUAGGCUUUUUACACUGAAAUAUAAAUAAAACAGCGUAGAGACACUGGAUUAGAGAUGCCUUUUAUAGUCAAAUACAGCCGCUUCUUGUAAUGCA
Salvelinus sp. IW2-2015 is the source of this 3233-nucleotide messenger RNA. RefSeq names its product vasodilator stimulated phosphoprotein b (gene vaspb). Gene Ontology annotation, molecular function: SH3 domain binding; profilin binding. Gene Ontology annotation, biological process: axon guidance; actin cytoskeleton organization; positive regulation of actin filament polymerization. Lineage: Eukaryota; Metazoa; Chordata; Actinopteri; Salmoniformes; Salmonidae. The record is from RefSeq and is a predicted model, not a curated record.